Mobula hypostoma (lesser devil ray) is the source of this 5316-nucleotide messenger RNA. RefSeq names its product ST14 transmembrane serine protease matriptase (gene st14). Gene Ontology annotation, molecular function: serine-type endopeptidase activity; protein binding. Gene Ontology annotation, biological process: proteolysis. The record is from RefSeq and is a predicted model, not a curated record. Lineage: Eukaryota; Metazoa; Chordata; Chondrichthyes; Myliobatiformes; Myliobatidae. The transcript is spliced from 19 exons. Bases 453 to 2945 code for a protein of 830 amino acids.
GAGGCGCUGGUGAGUUUUCUUGGCCGUGGCAUCUGCGUGGUUGGACACUCACCUCAGCAUCUUGAGGAGAAACUCCACCCAGCGUAUAUCCUCCUGACCAGUGAUGCGGGGGGCGGGGGCAGGACUUGCUCCCGGUCCUCGCCCAGUCAGAUCCCUCCUACGGCACUUUUCAUUGGGAGCAGAGGUACGAGGCGUUCUCAAGGCUGGGAUCAGGAAACAGAACCAAGGAAAGGGAUUUCUCUCACCUCCUCCGUUCCUAAUACCAGUCCCUUGGGCGUCGCUGACGGAAGAAAAUGCCUCGUAGUUGCACCUGAGGUAGAGAGCUUGAGAAGGUCUUGGAGCGGGAUAAGCGCGCCGGGACAACCAGGUAGAAAGAUAGUUAAAGAGAUCCGGGACACCCUUUCGCAACCCGGAAGACUUGGGAGCGAAACUGCCGUCGGGUGUCCCACAAGAUGCAGGAUCUGCAGGUACAGGAGAACUUCCUCCCCGACUCCAGCACGAGAUCCAGUAAACCGUGCGGCAAGCGGACCCGCCCCUGGGUGAAGGUGUUGGCUGUGUUGGUGAUGCUGGUGUUCUUGGGGGCUGUGGCUGGGGUUCUCUGCUGGUACUUCACAGGUGAUGACCGCAGUACAAAUGAACUCCAGGAAGGCAAGGCGGUUCGGGUCUACAGUGGGCACCUCUCCCUCGGCAACGUGCAGUACAGCAGGCAGUUUGAGGAUCCACGAUCGAAGGAGUUCCGCAGCCUUGCCGGGAAGCUGGAACAGAUGAUCAACUCUACCUGUCAGACGAUUCCCGAUCUGUCACCCUACUUCGUCAAUGCCCGCAUCUUCGAUUACAGCGACGGAGCCCAAGUCCUGGCCUACUACUUCGCCACGUUCGAGGUUCCGCCUGAGGACAGGGAGGUGCUGACCAAGUUCAGCGAGGACGCACUGACCAGACCGCUGCAGGAGGGCAUCCUGUCUAUGUCCCGGUUGUCGACCAGAGACGUCAUCGUCAGAUCGGUGACCUCCUCGUUGGCAAACCCGGAUCUUGUGGUUGCUCCAGAAGAAAGGGACUGCUACCAUGCCUUGUGGGCCGCAGGCAGACUGCAGGAAUUCACAUCUCCGGGCUAUGAUGGAAACGGUUACCCCAACAACGUUCACUGCCAGUGGGUUUUACGGGCUGACCAGGACCACGUCAUCUACCUCGAGUUCCAGGACUUCAACACUGACGAUGACUGCGGCAACGAUUUUGUCAUGGUUCACGACUCCCUCAGCCCUGCUGAAGAUGAUGUCAUCACCAAGAAGUGUGGGAAGCGACCGUCCAGCCACCAUUUGGCUGUGCUGUCCUCGGGACCAGUGAUGCUCGUGACUCUGCUGAGCGACGAAAGUGCUCGGUACCGCGGCUUCAAAGCCACCUUCCACCAGCUGCCCCGCAUGACACAGUGCGGAGGUACACUGACGGCCAUAGCCGGAAACUUCUCUACCCCCUACUAUCCCGCCUUCUACCCUCCCAACAUCAACUGCGUAUGGACCAUCAAGGUGCCAUCGGACAUGAAGAUCCGGAUGAAAUUUGAAAUGUUCCGGAUGGAAGAGCCGGGUGUCCAGAACAGGAAUUGCAUAAAGGAUUACAUGGAGAUCAAUGAGAAGAGAUAUUGUGGUGAUUACCCUCUUCUCAAUUUAAAAUUCGACGUGUCGGAAGUGCAGAUCCGGUUCCAUUCCGAUGAGUCCCACACGGACAAAGGGUUCGUGGGCAAGUACGCCGCGUUCAACCCCAGCAACCCCUGCCCUGGCGAAUUCGCCUGCCGGUCUGGAUUGUGCAUCUCCCAAAGCUUGCGCUGCGACGGCUGGAACGACUGCGGGGACCUCAGCGACGAGCUCAACUGCCAUUGUGGGCCCGACCAGUUCACCUGUGCCAAUGGGAUCUGCAAACCCAAGUUGUGGACGUGUGACCGAGUCAACGAUUGCGGGGACUUCAGUGACGAGAAGGCCUGUGAGUGUGACAAGGACCAAUGGAAGUGUGCAGAUGGGAACUGCAUCCCAAAGGAGCAGGCCUGUGACGGCAAGCUCAACUGUGCAGAUGGUAGUGAUGAGGCCGUGUGUGAAGAGGCGACUGUCUGCACCCAAUUUAACUUCCGCUGUGCAGACGGGACAUGUGUUCACCGGGCCAAUGCAGAGUGCGACGGCCAAAAGGAUUGCGAUGACGGUUCGGAUGAAAAUAACUGCUUCCCAGGGUGUGGUACACAGCCAUUCAAGCAGAGCCGGAUUGUGGGGGGGAUGUCAGCAGACGUUGGGGAGUGGCCUUGGCAGAUCAGUCUCCAUUUCCAGACGUACGGACACGUCUGUGGGGCAUCUGUCAUCUCCGAGGACUGGCUGGUGUCCGCUGCCCACUGCUUCCUUGACAUGUAUGACGACUCCUCGAGCUGGCUGGCGUACGGGGGCUUGAACUUCCAGGGGGAGCCCACGGUGCAGCUGCGGAAGAUCAAGCAGAUUAUUAAGCACCCGCGCUACAACGAGGACACCUACGACUACGACAUUGCCGUGCUGCGCCUGGAGCGCCCCUUCGACCUGCGGCCCAAGCUCCAGCCCAUCUGCCUGCCCGACGUCUCCCACACCUUCCCCGCCGGCAAGAGCUGCUGGGUCACCGGCUGGGGCGCCAUGUACGAGGGAGGUUCGAGCUCCAUCUCCUUGCAGAAGGCGGAGGUGAAGAUUAUCAACGACACGGUGUGCAGUGUGGUUACUGAGGGACAGGUCACCUCCCGCAUGCUGUGCUGUGGCUACCUGACCGGGGCCAUCGACGCCUGCCAGGGUGACUCCGGUGGCCCCCUCUCCUGCCAGGAGAAGGGCAAGUGGUUCCUGGCGGGAAUCGUGAGCUGGGGAGAAGGUUGUGCUCGGAAGAACAAGCCGGGUGUGUACAGUCGUGUGACGAAGCUGCGGGAAUGGAUUCGGGAGCAGACAAGUCUCUGAGAGAGGCUCCGUCUAUAUACUGUUGAUCGACCGACACUGGGGACCCGAUUUCUCCCCCCGACCAGGGAUCUAUUGUACAUAAUUCCGUCUUCCUGUGCUUCAAUAACCCACAAUAUUCCUCGCCAGAAUUUGGAAUAAGGAUUCAUUUCCUGAGACUUGAAUUGUUUCCCACCUCACUAACCCCAGCAGUGUCUGAUGGGACGGUGUGGAGGGAGCUUCACUCUACAACUGACCCUUGGAUUGUGUGAUGGGACAGUUUAGAGGGAGUUUCAUUCUGUGACUGACCCUGGGAGUUUGUGAUGGGACGGUAUGGGGGGAGCUUUGACCUGUGUCUGACCCCGGGAGUGUGUGAUAGGACAGCGUGGAGGGAGCUUCACUCUGUGUCUGACCCCAUGGGAGUGUGAUGGGACAAUGUGGAGGGAGCUUCACUCUGUCUGGCCCCGUGAGUGUGUGAUGGGACUAUGUGGAGGGAGCUUCACUCUGUCUGACCCUGGGAGUGUGUGAUGGGACAGUGUGGAGGGAGCUUCACUCUGUGUCUGACCCCGGGAGUGUGUGAUGGGACGGUGUGGAGGGAGUUUCACUCUGUGUCUGACCCCGGGAGUGUGUGAUGGGACGGUGUGGAGGGAGUUUCACUCUGUGUCUGACCUUGGUGUUGUGUGGGGAAUAUUCGGUUCUGUAUAUAUGAAAAGUCCUCUUUGGUUGAUAGAAAUUUUUAUAUUCUUGUAAUGUAUUAUAUUUUUAAAUAGAUAUUUUAAGUUGGAAUUUAUGCUGUAUUCCUGGUUUGCUCACAUAUGUUCCGAUCUGGUAAACUUGAGUCAUCAGUUCAGAUCGAGGAACCUCUUUGGGCUCUCCAGAAGACCAUCUAGUUUUGUCCUGCUGUGGCCUGGCAGCCCCACAUUCUGGCCGUCGUUUCUGCCAGCGGAGAGUGAGACUCGUGUGCUGGGUCCUCCCAGCUGGUGAUCAGCAAGAUCCACGUGCAGGCCGUCCUCUUCCCUCUGCUGGUGGACAGCAAGACCCACGUGUUGGCCACAAGGUUGUAUUCCGUGAUCAAUAAAAAUUCUUUUAUGUUCUUCUCUUGUGAGAUGAGACCAGUGCAAAGGUACGGGUGACACACGGGAGGGGGUGGGGAGAGGUUGGUAUGGGGGUGAUAACAGGGCAUCUCUCAUGUCCAUCUCCACUUCACUGUCCAUCCUUCAUGCUUGGAGUCCUCCUCCUCCUUCCCCUGCCUCUCCUUCCCCUGCCCCUCCUUCCCCUGCCCCUCCCUCCUUAACCCUCUGUUUCAUUGGUUCUUCACUCAAUCUUGGAACAUCUGGACAGUGAAGAUACAUGUCUUGGGAUGUUCUUCACCGACCACAGCUCUGCAUUCAAUACCAUCACCCCGUCAAAACUAAUCAAUAAGCUUCAAGUCCUUGGCCUCAAUCCAUCCUUGUGCAACUAGAUCUCCGAUUCCCUCACUUGCAGACCCCCAGUCAGUCUGGAUUGGCAACAACAUCUCCUCCACAAUCUCCCUCAGUGCAGAUACACUACAAGGCUGUGUGCUUAGCCCCCUGCUCUACUCGAGUCACACUCAUGACUGAGGCUAAGUGCCACUCCAAUGCCAAAUUUAGGUCUGAUGAUGACGCUACUGUUGUUGACUAAAUAUAAGGUGGUGAUGAAUCAGCUUGGAGAAAAUCUGAACAACAACCUCUUACUCAAAAUCAGCAAGAUCACGGAGAUGAUUACCGACUUCAGAAGGAGGAAACUGGAGGUCGGUGAACCAGUACUCAUUGGGGGGAUCAGGGGUGGAUUGACAAGAAUUUGCAGUUAUGGCCUAAGAGUGAAGAGAGGGACACUGAAGUGGAUCAACAGUUCACCAACUUUCGUAAGAACUGUGCAGAAUUAAAGGGAAAUCAAUAAAUGCCUGGCCAACAGGGCCGUCAACUAAGGCUCUCAAACUGAAAAUUAAUGCCAACACUGUGGGUGGAAGCAGUAACUAAAUACUAAAUAAAUAGUUCUCCUUUACGGUGUCAAUCAACACGGUGGUCCAGAAAGGACAAAGGUGAGCACGGAGCAUAGAUGUUGCUUUGCCUUUGGUCAAGUUUCGACAAGACUGGAAAGAGAGGAGGGGAGUUAAAUACCACCACAAUAACACACUAAUUAGCCGGAACGUGCAUGCUUACGAGCGGAAUAGCCGAAUGCGUUUCUCAGCUCGCCUGCGAGGGCAUGCAAACCCCAUGGCAGAGUCUGUGGAUGUGACAUAGAGAAGGUCAGCAUCUUAACGUACUCAGCUUUAACCCUUCAGAGGAUCUGUCUUGGGUCCAGCAUGUAAGCGCCAUUGUGAAGAAAGCACGGCAGCAGCACCUCUACUUUGUGUGUGUGUGUGUGUGUGUGU